AGGGAGGGAGAAAUUAUGGCGCGCAUGCGUUUCCUAGCGCACGUCAUGGUAGUCGCGUCCUCCUUGAGCUGUGCCGAGCCAUGCGGGCAGGGGGAUACUGUCACAGCAAGAACGACCGCUGCGUUCGCCCCCGCGCUCUCCGCCGCUCUCCUUCACAACAAGAAGCAGCUGGUACUCCGGGUCCGCGGCGCAUCGCAAGCGACCAUGAGCGAUGUCACGUUAUACACAAACAAGAUGUGCCCGUUCGCUCAGAAGGCGUGGAUUGCUCUAGAGGAGAAGAAGGUGAAGUACGACCUGGUGGAAAUCAGCCUGUACGGAAGCGGAGGAAAGCCUAGAUGGUUCCUCGACAUGAACCCGAAAGGGCAGGUCCCAGUCUUGAAGCAUGGCGACAAGGUUGUCGUUGAAUCCGACGAGAUCUUGAAGUACAUCGAUCAGCACAUGGGCUCGACUGGCGACCUGACCAAGGGACAUGAGAGCGAUGUCGCUGCAUGGAUGAAGUUCCUUGGAAGCGAGGUCCUCCCAUCAGGGAAGGCUUUGAUCAACGGAUACGGAUCCAAGACUUCUCUGAAUGAGGCGCUCCGUAGGAUGGAGGAAAGGAUUCAGGGACCCUUCAUCUUCGGGGGAGACUUCACCUUGGCGGAUAUAGCUUCAGCUCCGUUCUUUCAACGUAUGAUGACAGAGCAGGCAAGGCUGGGUUUGAACCGACAGGAGUACCCCAAGAUCUUCGCAUGGUACGAGGCCAUCAAGGCCAAGCCUUCCUUCAGCAACACCGUCGUCAAGUCCUGGUGGUGGUGGUGGCGCACGUCUGCGCAUGUCCAGCGGAGGGAGACAAAAGUCAAGGGGUGCCCUUCGCAAGCCCCAGAGACGGUCGUCAUUCACUCCAGGACCAAGAGCGGGCUCAUCCGCAGAGACAAGGCUGUCACGGGCAGCCAUCUCAUGACAGGGUCCAGGAGAUCGACGGGAGAGCAGAGCGCCGGAGCAACCAGGCAGGCUGAGGAGGCGGGAGGGACAGAAGGCUUGUCAGCUUUAGAUCUUGAGUGGAUACAGGAGUAUAUGGCGGCCGACAUGGAUUGCGAGGAGGGAGCAAUCUGA
Guillardia theta CCMP2712 is the source of this 1092-nucleotide messenger RNA. RefSeq lists its product as hypothetical. The coding region runs from base 16 to 1092 and encodes 358 amino acids. Lineage: Eukaryota; Cryptophyceae; Pyrenomonadales; Geminigeraceae. The record is from RefSeq and is a predicted model, not a curated record. Gene Ontology annotation, cellular component: cytoplasm. The transcript is spliced from 11 exons.